Messenger RNA from Eutrema salsugineum, 951 nucleotides. RefSeq lists its product as uncharacterized. The record is from RefSeq and is a predicted model, not a curated record. NCBI's taxonomy places the organism in Eukaryota, Viridiplantae, Streptophyta, Magnoliopsida, Brassicales, Brassicaceae. Bases 1 to 951 code for a protein of 316 amino acids. The transcript has 7 exons.
AUGCUUCAGGAGUUCCAGGUCAACAUUUCAUAUUGGAAGGCGUGGAGAUGCAGGGAACUGGCAUUGGAGAAAGCAUUUGGAUCAGUCUCUGGAAGUUUCGCAUUGCUCCCUUCUUAUUUGAAGAAUCUGCAGAACUCUAACCCUGGGACAGUUUGCAAAACAGAGUUCGGUGUGGACAAAAAUGGUUGUCAAAGAUUCAAGUACCUAUUCAUAUCGUUUGCUGCUUCAAUAGCUGGACUCCAAUACUUAAGACCGGUGGUGAUUAUUGAUGACAGACACGGGAGCAUCUACUCUGGUCUCAAAAAGGUGUACCCUGCUGCCGGCCAUGGGGCGUGCCUUGUUCACCUAGCAAGGAACAUCACCGCACGGUUUAAAGAAAUCCGGUUGCCUGGUCUGAUGGUCUCAGCUGCUAAAGCGUAUACUGUUUACGAGUUCCAACAGAUUUUUGCAGAUCUACAAAGCGUAAGUCCUGGCUGUGCGAAUUACUUCUCGGAUUUAGGCCUACCACACUGGACGCGGGCAUACUGCAUCGGCGAACGGUACAACGUUAUGACUACAAAUGUUGCCGAGUCUCUCAACAAAGUCUUGAAAGAGUGUAGGGAAUUCCCACUAAUCUUGAUGCUUGAGGCCAUCUGGAUGAGUCUUAUCAGCUGGUUUGUAAGGAGGAAAGCUGCUUCCGCGGCACAGCAACAUGGUAUCAAUCCGGAAGUCCGUGACCUGAUGGACGAUAACUUUUAUAGUUGCACCGAGUUAAAGGUGGUUGUGGUCGAAAGGAUGAGUACGAAGUUUAAAACAGACAGGGGAAAAGCUUCUUCGUGCAGCAAAAUUGAGCUUGAUAAGCUUGUGGGGAGGUGUACACCACAAGAGGCGUUCAAGGAAGACGGCGAGGAUUUGCAGCAGGUGUCUUGGAAAGGGUCACAACAGAGCUUCAUGCAAACUUCUGGUGCAUGA